This is a messenger RNA of Angiostrongylus costaricensis, 1353 nucleotides long. NCBI's taxonomy places the organism in Eukaryota, Metazoa, Nematoda, Chromadorea, Rhabditida, Metastrongylidae. The record is from the annotation of a GenBank genome assembly.
AUGGGAAAACACGAGAGAGGAACACCAAAAGAUAUUGCUAAUAGAAUUAAAUCAAAAGGACUCCAGAAACUGAGAUGGUUCUGUCAGAUGUGUCAGAAACAGUGUCGUGAUCAGAACGGCUUCAAAUGUCAUCUCACUUCUGAAUCACACCAACGUCAACUUCUGCUCGUUGCCGAGAACACUGGUACAUAUUUGAGGCAAUUCAGCAAGCAGUUUGAGGCUAAUUUUAUGCAGAUACUGAAAACCUGUUUCGGUACAAAGCGAGUGCGUGCUAAUGAAGUGUAUCAAGAAUAUAUAAAGGAUAAGGGACACGUUCACAUGAAUUCUACUGUUUGGCACACGCUAACUGGUUUCGUGCACUACUUGGGAAGCAGUGGAAAGUGUAGAAUUGAUCAAAAUGAGAAAGAAGAAGUUCUACGCAAAGCCGAAGAAGCUAAGCGCAUUAAGGCCGAGAAGGACGAUGAGGAACGGCAGCAAGAAAUGAUUAAUGAGCGACAAAACGAGAUUGUUGAAAACCAACCGUCUGAGCUUGUAAGGAAUGACGAUAGUGAAAAAAUCGUCCUGAAUUUGAAUUUUGACAAGAAACCAACUUUGGAGACGAAGAAAGAGGAAGUUGAGAGUGAUGCUGAAACAUCGUAUUCGCGUCGAAAAGCUCAAGAAAGAGAAGAUUCAAAACAUGAUCGGAAGGAUCGUCAUAUGAAUAGAACUAGAGAAGAAAGAAGUCGUAGCAGAACCCUUGAUGAAAUUCGAGAGCACCAAGAGCGAUCCAAAGAGAAAAAAAACCGGAAGGACCAUUGGCUUCAUGAGGGUAUCAUAGUUAAGGUAAUAACGAAGAAAUUGGGCGAGAAAUAUUAUAAAUCAAAGGGCGUUGUAAUGACUUUGAUCGAUGACUACGUUGCUAGUGUUAAAUUAGGUGACGGUGUACUGAUUAAAUUGGACCAAUCGCAUGUAGAGACAGUAAUCCCCAGUGUUGGACGGAAAAUGAAGAUUGUCAAUGGCGCUUACCGUGGAUGUACAGCAAAGCUGGAAAGUCUUGAUACGGACAACUUUUCUUUAAAUCUUCGAAUUGUGGAAGGCCCAAUGAAUGGACGAAGGAUGACUAUCGACGACCCAGUUAUAAAGGGUGCUUUGAAGCUGAAGAAAGGGGAUUUUUUCAAGAAGAAGAAAAAGAAGGCCGUAGAUCCUAAAAUGAUUGAUCUAACUAUUAAAAAAGAUGAGAAUGGUAGUACUGCAGGAAAAACGAAAGCAGAGAUCUCAUUUGAGAAGAGACGUCAAGAAACCAUGGUUAGUUUAUUUCUCCCUAACCAAGAAUGUGGCGAUUCUCAUUAUAGGCCAAUGUUGUUUUUGCAAUAA